This is a messenger RNA of Penicillium pulvis, 1575 nucleotides long. RefSeq names its product carboxylesterase/lipase family protein. The transcript has a single exon. Bases 1 to 1575 code for a protein of 524 amino acids. The record is from RefSeq and is a predicted model, not a curated record. Lineage: Eukaryota; Fungi; Ascomycota; Eurotiomycetes; Eurotiales; Aspergillaceae.
AUGCCUCAAAAGUCUACACUCGCGGCUCUCUGCAGCCUAGCACCCUUCGUCUCCGGUGCGCUUUAUGACACGGUUAUCGAAACCAAAUAUGGUAGUGUCCAGGGUUAUCCAGCCUUCAACAGCACCAGUACUGGGAAUCUGACGCACUGGAAGGAUAUUGCUGUGUGGAAAGGCAUCCCUUUUGCGGCUACCACCGGAGGACAGAACCGGUGGAAGGCCCCCCAGCCAGCGAGUGCGUGGAAUGGUACCUUGGAUGCUAAGAAUUGGGGUAAUGUCUGCCCAUCAGCCACCACAGGCGACAAUGAGUACACCAUCGAUGAGGAUUGCCUAAACCUGAACAUCUGGAGUCCCGCCAAUACGACCGACGCCAGGCUUCCUGUCGUGAUGUGGAGUUAUCCAGCUGACUCAACUGCCGCAGACAGUUUAUUUGACGGUGGUGGCAUGGCUGACCAGGGCAUCGUCUUUGUCAACUACAACUACCGUACUGGAUCUUUCGGCUGGAUGGCUUCUCCAGAGCUCAGUGAAGAAUUUCAAAUGGUCACCGGACAUAAUAGCUCUGGCAAUUGGGGCAUGUUAGAUCAAUUCGCUGCCCUAAAGUGGAUUAAGGCCAACAUUGCUGAUUUCGGUGGCAACCCUAACCAUGUUACUGUGAUGGGUCAAUCUGCGGGAUCUGCUGCGACCCAGCAUAUUCUCAAUAGCCCAUUGACGAAAGGAUUGAUCAAGGGUGCUAUUAUCGAGAGUGGUGUUCGAGAUCCGCAAGAUCCCGAAGCGGUGAGUCUUGCUGAGGCCUACCGAACACUUGAUGUCUCAUAUGCGACGGCGAAGUCGUAUAUGGCUAGUUUGAACGUGUCUACUAUUGCCAAGGCACGCCAGUUACCCAUGGAGGACCUAGUCACGAACUUCCUUACCUCGGACUUUACCUUUUCCGCCACGCUUGAUUACUACGCUAUGCCCGAUACCUAUUACAACACUCUGGUCAAGAAACUGGCUAGCGAUGUGCCAGUAAUCACUGGUAAUACUAAAGAUGAGAGUGGUGCUUCAUAUGGACUAAAUAUCACACUGGAAACAUACUACAACGAUGUCAAUGAGACCUAUGAUGGCGUCUGGGUUGAUCGCUUCCUUGAUUUCUACCCGGCUAAUGAUUCCAUUACUGCGUCUGGAGCUGAGAAUUCUCAGUAUACCGACCGUUCUAAGAUCGGCACAUGGCUAUGGUCUCAGAUGUGGAAUGAACACUACGAUAGCCCUGUUUACAACUAUUUCUGGGACCAUGCCCCUCCAGGCCAGGACCAGGGUGCUUAUCAUGAGUCAGAGAUUAACUAUGUGUUGAAUAACCUGUACGCCACUGAUAAGCCCUGGACACCCGAGGAUUAUGCGAUUGCCAAGGAUAUGAACGCUUAUUGGGCUAAUUUUAUCAAGACCGGCAACCCUAAUGGCAGGGGACUGGUUUCUUGGCCUGCCGUCAACUCAAGUGAGCUUGUUCAACACGUCGGUGAUGGGUGGGGGCAGAUUCCGGUUGCUUGGAGCAGGAAAGUUGGUCUAUUCAAAUCAUGGUUCGCUACGUUGAAGAAGUACUAA